Messenger RNA from Uranotaenia lowii, 3989 nucleotides. It is a transcript of the gene Naa15-16, whose product is annotated as N-alpha-acetyltransferase 15, NatA auxiliary subunit. Gene Ontology annotation, molecular function: protein-N-terminal amino-acid acetyltransferase activity; protein binding. The record is from RefSeq and is a predicted model, not a curated record. Gene Ontology annotation, biological process: N-terminal peptidyl-methionine acetylation. Bases 339 to 3050 code for a protein of 903 amino acids. Gene Ontology annotation, cellular component: NatA complex; cytoplasm. The transcript has 6 exons. NCBI's taxonomy places the organism in Eukaryota, Metazoa, Arthropoda, Insecta, Diptera, Culicidae.
GGGGAUCAUUCUCGUCGACUCUGGCUGGAACGGUUAUGUUCUUGGCAGUCAUUUAGCAGCGAAGUGAUUCUAUUCGAUUCGAAUUCGAGUGCGUGUGGUAAUUGGUGCGGUCCCGAGUGCGAGGUUUUUUUCGGUGGUGGACUCCCUCAAGUACGGAGCAGUUUUGCAGCACCCAGGAGUAAACGAUUUUUGCCGUGAGGUAUCCGUAUCCGUCGGAAUUGAGGUUGAAAGUGUGCACCGCAGCCGCGAAAAUUACUACUUCGAUCGGGCUAAAAGGGAACAAGAAGCAGUGAGGGUAAAUUUGCUAGUAGCCCACCAGAUUCCUCGAUACCGCAGAGAUGCCUUCCAGCGAUCCUUUGCCUCCGAAGGAGAGCGCUCUGUUCCGGAAAAUACUGAAAUGUUACGAAAUGAAGCAAUACAAAAACGGGUUGAAGCUGGCCAAGCAAAUCCUGACCAACCCGAAGUUCACUGAGCACGGCGAAACGCUGGCCAUGAAGGGACUUACGCUCAACUGUCUCGGUCGCAAGGAGGAAGCCUACGACUACGUGCGUCGGGGUUUGCGUAACGAUCUCAAAUCGCACGUCUGCUGGCACGUGUACGGGCUGCUGCAACGUUCAGACAAGAAGUAUGAAGAAGCCAUCAAGUGCUACCGAAAUGCGCUCAAGUGGGAGAAGGACAACAUCCAAAUCCUGCGGGAUCUGUCGCUGCUGCAGAUCCAGAUGCGGGACCUCGAAGGGUACCGGGAUACACGGCACCACCUGUUCCGGUUACGUCCUUCCCAGCACGCGUCCUGGAUUGGCUUCGCCAUGAGCUACCAUCUGCUGGGGGACUACGAAACGGCUAUCGACAUUCUGGAAUCUUUCCGCUCAUCACAAACGGUGGAAACCUACGAUUACAAGCACAGCGAACUGUUGCUGUAUCAGAAUCUAGUUAUUCAAGAAUCGGGAAAUUACGAGAAAGCACUGGAGCACCUGAAGAAGUACCGAACGCAGAUUCUGGAUACGCUGGCGGUGAAGGAAACCAUGGGUGAACUGUGCCUUAAGCUUGACCGCCACGAAGAAGCUCUCGCGAUUUACACUGAUCUGAUGAAGCGUAACCCGGAAAAUAUUGCCUACUAUCAACAGUACAUAAGGGCGGUGAAAGUGACCGAAGCGAGUGAUGUUAUCGAGGUGUACCAGCGCCUUCAAGUGGAACAUCCGCAAUCGUUCUGUGCCAAACGGUUGCCACUGGAUGUUGCUCAAGGGGAAACCUUCCGAAAACUGGUCGAUGAACACUUACGACGAAAUCUACGGAAAGGAGUGCCGCCUCUUUUUGUCAAUUUACAAUCAUUGUACCGCGUCGAAGAAAAAGUACGUAUCAUAUCGGAACUGGUCGAAGGUUACCAUCAGAAUCUGACAAGCAGCGGUUACUUCGCGAUCGCCGAUAAGGAACAAAAUCUUCCCAAAGAGCCGGCUUCGGCUUUGCUUUGGACUCUCUACUAUCUAGCUCAGCAUUACGACCACCUGCGAGAGUCGGAGAAGGCUUUGGAUUUCAUCAACGCCGCCAUCGAGCACACGCCGACCUUAAUCGAACUGUACGUAACUAAGGGCCGCAUCUACAAACACGCUGGCGAUUGUUUGGAAGCGGUCAGUUGGAUGGAUGAAGCUCAAAGUUUGGACACUGCCGAUCGGUACAUCAAUUCUAAGUGCGCCAAGUACAUGCUACGUGCCAACCAGAUAAAGGAGUCGGAGGAAAUCUGCGCAAAAUUCACCCGAGAGGGAGUUUCGGCGAUGGAAAACCUCAAUGAAAUGCAGUGCAUGUGGUACCAGACGGAGUGUGCUCUCGCCUACCAACGUCUGGAAAAGUGGGGCGAAGCGUUGAAAAAGUGCCACGAAAUCGAGCGCCACUUUGCGGAAAUCAUCGAGGAUCAGUUCGAUUUCCACACCUACUGUAUGCGGAAGAUGACUUUGCGCUCCUACGUGGGUCUCCUUCGGCUGGAGGACGUGUUGCGGAGACAUCCGUUCUACUUUAAGGCGGCCAAAUGUGGGAUAGAGGUUUAUGUGCAUCUGUUUGACAAACCCUUAGCUGCAGAGUCAACCGGAGAGGAACUUGAUGUCGAAAAUCUCCCCCCAUCUGAACUGAAAAAGCUUCGCAACAAGCAACGCAAGGCAGCGAAGAAGAAAGCGGAACAGGAAAAUGCUCAAGCCGCCCAAGCCAACCAAAAGAAGGAACAACACAACAAACAGCGGAACGCUAACCAGGACGGGGAUCCGGAAGCACCCCAGCUGGACGAAUUGAUACCGGACAAGCUAGCGCGUCCGGAUGAUCCCCUCGAAAAGGCGAUCGAAUUUCUGAGACCGCUGCAGCAGCUGGCCAAGGAUAACAUCGAGACGCACCUGAUGGCGUUCGAAAUUUACUCACGUCGGGGCAAGCUGCUGCUGAUGUUACAAUCGCUGAAACGUGCCCGGGUCAUCGAUGCCUCCAAUGCCACUCUGCAUAGCUGCAUCAUACGAUUCUACCAGAUACUAGAGGCUCGCAUUGCUAACAACGAGAUCGACGAAAGCGUCAAACUAGUGAUCGACCGGGAGCGGGAAAAAAUGUUUGCCGGGGCCAAGUCUGCGUCUCAACUUAACGAUAACUUCCUGGCGGCACACCGAGGCAAUCUGGAGGUGCUGUACGAAACCACCCAAAUAAUGUACCAGCUGGACCAGAGCCGGCGGGAUGAAGCUGUCAAUCUGAUCACCUCGGUCGAUCUGACAAAGGCGACGCUCGAGAACACCUCCAAAUUGUUUCUGCUUUUGAAAUCCGGAUUCUUUGCUGGAAGAAGUGAAGAUCAGUUGGAUAAUUUCAAAAAAAUCUGUCAGAAGCGGUUCCCGCUAGCCAUCGUAUUUGCGGACAUCGCCAUCCCGGCGCCAGUGACCACUCUCACCACAACUCAGUCAUCGUCGGCCGCCUCUGUCGGAACAACGACUACGACGGUCACCGGAACGACCAUGUGCCCUGUCGAACAGCAGCAAUCCAAAACAGUAGGAACGGCCCAGUCUCAGACGAGCGACAUCAAGGCCAACUAACCACUACCUACCACAACAAUAAGCACUACUAUCAAUGAUGCACGACACCGUUCGUUUAGCAAGGACGAGGGUUCCGAUCGAAUCUACUGGUUUAUCACAUCCGUUUGAUUUUUUUUUAGCUGCAAGCCAAUCCCUCAUAAAAAUAGAAAAUCAGCUUAGGAAACAUUAGUUUACAAAAUUAUUUCCCAGUUCCCCUUUUCCCUUUCUUCAUGCGCCAUCUCACCCUCUACUACUGAAUUGUACUAUACACGAAUUACUAUACUAGGAACGCAUGUGCGUGUGAUUUUUGAAAACAACCACCAUUCUGUUUACAGACUCUGGUGGCAGACAGAAUCAACAAAUCCAAAAGCUCAUUGUGCGAUCGAAUGUCCCGAAGGCUACUCACUCGUCAACAUAGUUUUUUUAAGCUAUGAAUAGCUAUAUUGAACCAUCCUUUGUAUUAUAUGAGCGUAAUAAAGCGAAUCAUGCUUUACGGCGAAAACAACAUUUACCAUAUAAUCUGAACAUCCAAUUUUUAAAAACCAUCGGAAUAGAAAACAUUAGCUCGAAACAUACUCAUUGGUUACCAGUGAUUUGUACGGUUUAAUAUUAGAUACCACGAUUUCUAACCAUAAACGCAAAACUUAAGUUCACGACUUUUCUGCAGAGGAAGAAUUUACAAGAACAGUCUACAUUAAAUUGAGAUAGAAAAUAGCAGGAAAUCUGCAUGGGGUGGAAGGAAACAAUCAGCCCAAUAAUUGUGUGUCGUGGAAAAAGGUAGCACCUAAUUAGCUAUAAAAACACCUGAAAGUCGAGCAGCCAACACCCUUGAAAUGACGAUCAUACCUUUAACGAGUGUGGAAUAUAACAAAAACAAAUAACACAAAAAUCAAAUAAGAAAAAAUAGAAAGCAUCCUACAGUUGACUCUUAUUGAGGUAGAUGUCCGAAAUCCAUCAAAA